ACAGCGGGCACAGAGUCACCGGGCACCGAGCCAUCUAGCAGAACCGCGGGCACAGAGUCACCUGGCAAGUCAGCGGGCACCGAGUCACCGGACAUGUCAGUGGGCACCGAACCAUCUAGCAGAACCGCGGGUACCGGGUCACCAAGCUCGACAGCGGGCACCGAGUCAACUGGCACGACAGCGGGCACCGAGUCACCGGGCAUAACCGUGGGUACCGGGUCACCAAGCUCGACAGCGGGCACCGAGUCAACUGGCAUGACAGCG
Messenger RNA from Staurois parvus, 264 nucleotides. The record is from the annotation of a GenBank genome assembly. NCBI's taxonomy places the organism in Eukaryota, Metazoa, Chordata, Amphibia, Anura, Ranidae.